AUGGCGACGCGCAGUCUACUCUCCGGCCCCAUCACCGCCACCGAUGCCAAAGCUCGGAGCAGCAACAUCCUUCACGCUCUGCAAUAUCCGUCACAAAAGGACGCCUUUUACAAGCGCAUAGAGGGUCAUCGGACCCUUAUUGCUGAAGUUGUCGCACACCACCUCGGCACCAAACCAAGCGAUAUUGAUAUUUCUCCCCAGGACUACUGGCGCCACGGAUCCUUCAAUCUCUGUGUGCCUAUCGCUGUCCGAGCCCAUCAGUCAGCUCAGCCCAAGAUUCCCGAACAUGUGUUUAUCCGCUUCCCCUUACCAUACCGCGUUGGCGAGGCGGGGAGACCUGGCAACUCUGACGAGAAGUUGAAUUGCGAAGCCGCAACAUAUGCAUGGCUACAAGAGAACUGCCCGUCUAUUCCUAUUCCACGGCUUUAUGGCUUUGGUCUAUCUACGAAUCGAAGGUUUACGCAUCUUGAGCUUCUUCCUUGGUGGUCACGCUGCUUGCAACAUCUUCGCCGAUUUGUACUUGCUGCUUUGCGCUUUCAACAACCUUCCUCGUAUGUCCAUCACUCCUCGAGCCGAUUUGCCGCCCUUGAUGUCGGAUACCUCAUCAUCGAAACGAUUACGGCGGACCGUGGGGAGAUGCUUUCAGAAUCUUGGGACGAUCACCGUGGAUGCACUCGCCUUCGAACAAACCUACAACGUGACCUAUCUAGGAUACUUAUCUCGCUGUCUCGUAUUAGCCUGCCACGUAUCGGCUCAUUUCGCCUCGACUGCAAUGGCUAUUUACAUUUAGCUAAUCGGCCGCUAAAUGUGCAAUCCAUUAUGCAUGAAAAUGAAGGUUUGCCACUUGACAUAUCCCGCGAUACGACCUUUCCGAGUGUGACGGAGUUUGUGCUCUCUUGUCUAACGACUUUUGAUAAUCGCCUACUUUAUCAGCCAAAUUCAAUUACGAGCCGUGAGGAUGCACUCGACCAAAUGUCUGGUCUAGCUGUUGCAAGGUCCAUCUUCCCGCAACUAUUCCGACAUGACCUUUCCAACGGCCCAUUUAUGCUUUCUUUGACUGACCUUCACAAAAGUAACAUUUUUGUCGAUAAGGACUGGAGAAUCACAUGUAUUAUCGACCUCGAGUUUGCUUGCUCGUUGCCGGUUGAGUUUCUCGAAUCACCGUCGUGCUGGCUUGACGUUGAAAUGGUGCACGAGAUGGCACCUGACGACUUUGCACCCAAGCAUGCAGAAUUCCUUGAGCACCUGCGACACGAGGAGAAGCUCCAGAACUAUCAAGACAGAGAGUCCCUCUCAUCUAUCAUGGAGCAAACAUGGAAAAACGGCACGUUUUGGUUCACACUGGCUCUGAGGGAUCCAAUUGCCUUUAAUCAAAUCAUGUACGACAACAUCUUAGCUAGCUACUUUGCUAUUACGGCGAACGAGCUCAGCAAAGCCGACUACAGCCUCGCCGCCCUUACAUGGCGACCUAAUAUCUCAGACAUCAUCGACCGAAAACUACGAGAUCAAGAGAAGUACCAAAAGGAACUGGAUCAAGUUUUCGAAGAUCCAACAUAA
Messenger RNA from Cordyceps militaris CM01, 1557 nucleotides. RefSeq lists its product as uncharacterized. The record is from RefSeq and is a predicted model, not a curated record. The coding region runs from base 1 to 1557 and encodes 518 amino acids. Lineage: Eukaryota; Fungi; Ascomycota; Sordariomycetes; Hypocreales; Cordycipitaceae. The transcript has 2 exons.